Molecule: messenger RNA, 1063 nt
Organism: Vicia villosa (hairy vetch)
Lineage: Eukaryota; Viridiplantae; Streptophyta; Magnoliopsida; Fabales; Fabaceae
Product: probable plastid-lipid-associated protein 11, chloroplastic
Exons: 3
Coding region: 94-753 (219 amino acids)
Source: RefSeq, a predicted model, not a curated record
UCUCUAAGCUCACUCACUCCACACACUCAAAAGUUCAAAAUUCACACAAACUUUUAACACCAUGGAACUCAAUCACCACCACCACACAUUCCCAUGGCCACCACCUCCACCACCUCCCUUUUCCUUCACACCCCAUUCAACCCUCAAAACUCCAACAAAACAUUCCCCAAACACCGCUACUCUCACCCAAACUCCAACUCCUCCUCCGUCACAGCCCAAUCAAAACCCGCCAAAGAACACCUCCUCUCCCUCAUCUCCGACCAGGACCGCGGCCUCAAGACCCAAAACAACCCCACCAAACGAGCCUCCAUAAUCACCGCAAUCGACGAAUUGGCCGCCCUCGGCGCCGGCUCUGUAACCACCGGCGACUCCCUCUCUAGCACGUGGCGGUUACUCUGGACGACGGAGAAGGAGCAGCUCUUCAUCAUUGAGAAGGCUUACUUGUUCGGAACCAAAACUGGCGAUGUGUUGCAAGUCAUAGAUGUUGAGAAAUUGACUCUCAAUAAUGUAAUAACGUUUCCUCCUGAUGGAGUUUUCUUUGUAAGAUCAAAUAUUGAAGUUGCUUCGUCACAAAGAGUGAACUUCAGAUUUACUAGUGCAGUGUUGCGGGGGCAGAACUGGGAAAUACCUUUGCCACCAUUUGGACAGGGUUGGUUUGAUACUGUAUACCUCGACGAAGACCUUCGAGUUGUAAAGGAUAUCAGGGGAGACUAUUUAGUUGUUGACCGGGCUUCUUAUAGCUGGAAAGAAUGACUAGAAUCUUCACUGUCACUGUUUGUUCAUCUUCAUUAACGAAAGUUUCCCACUCAUCUGCCUGUAUGGUAUCAAUUCUGUCUUUGCAUUUAAUUAGUAUCUAGCUUUGUCUUUGUAUGUCUUUUGGCUGUGUGUACAAAUUCAUUAGUAUUAUGGUUGUUCAUUUAGAGAAUGCUACACUUAUUCAUUUAACAUCUGCAAAUAUAGAUUAAAUCUAUUCUGCUUCUUAUAUAGUUCCUGUUGUAUCUUGAACUCUUUGAACCAUCAGAAGGAAAGCUAUAAUCGAUGAAAUGUGAAAACUUGUUCGACA